AUGAGAUCAUCAUUAAUACUAUUAACUACAACAUUUAUAUCACAAGUAUUAACAUUAAAUAUAGUUUUAACAACCACAGAUAAUUGGGUUGCAAAGAAUAUACGAAUGUUGUAUUCUCAUUUAAAACAUCAUAAUCAUAAUGUAAUAUUAGUAGCACCAUUAUAUCAAACUAUUGAGGAUGAUGAUGCUAUUACCGAUGACCCCUCCGCCAUUGAAGAUGGAGGAGAAUAUGGUCAUUUAUUACCUGUUCAUCAAACAUAUUUUAAAAAUAUUAAAUUAUUAAAUCUGAGAAAAGCUAAACAUGUAAUUCCAAGACAAGAUAUAUUUAUUCCAGUGAAAACAUCACAAUUUGGUCAAGAUCCUUUAGAAAAGGAUGCUUGGUAUAUAAAUUCAUCUCCAAUGGAUUCUUUAACUAUUGGAAUGGAUAUUUUAUUACCUAAAUAUUAUCCUGAUUUUAAACCUGAUUUAAUAAUUGUUGGUCCAAAUGAAGGAUUAGAAUCUUUAGCUACAGUUGGUAAUAUGAUUGAAUCAAGUAUUGAUAAUUAUGGCAUACCUGUUAUUGGUAUAUCUACUCAAGAUAGUCAUGCAGUUUAUUAUCAUGAUGAAAAAUAUUUUCAAAUAAAUCCAUCCAAUACUCAACAUUUAUUAAAACAUAAUAUAUUUGGUAAAAAUAUUAAAUUUAUAAAUAAACAAGUUGAUUCUUUAAUUGAUAAUAUAACUCAAAUGAAGAAGACUAACAAUAGUGCUGCUAUUGGUUUAAAUGUUAUGAUUCCAUCUAUAAACCAUGCUGAAUCCCAUUGUAUGACUUCAAAGCAUAGUCAAUUGGAAUAUCAACAAGUUGUAUUACCAAAUUUUAAUAAAAUUCCUACAAAGAAAUUUGAAAUUGAUGAUACACUUCAUAUCAGUACCGUAUCUAAAAAUAUUUCUAAAAGAGAUACUAAACAAGAAGAUGGUCCUACUGUUGUUGUUGAAGAAAAUGAUGUGGAACAUAAAUCUACUUUUGUAGAUGUUUCAAGUUAUUAUUAUCAAUUUAUAGUUUCACUUCCUGAAGAAAAACAUUUUGAAGAAGGUCCAGGUCAUUAUUUAAGAAGAAAACAAACUAUUGUUGAACAAGUUUUGGGUAGUUGUCAUAUUGCCGUAAGUAUUGUACAAAAGGAAUCCACUGAAAUUAAGGGAGAUGUUGUUGAUUUAAACGAUGUGUUGAAGUUUGAUUAG
Hemisphaericaspora subhashii is the source of this 1215-nucleotide messenger RNA. RefSeq lists its product as uncharacterized. Lineage: Eukaryota; Fungi; Ascomycota; Pichiomycetes; Serinales; Debaryomycetaceae. The transcript has a single exon. Bases 1 to 1215 code for a protein of 404 amino acids. Gene Ontology annotation, molecular function: nucleotidase activity. The record is from RefSeq and is a predicted model, not a curated record.